AUGGAGAUCAACAAGCUGGAGCGAUAUGUGAACUCCUUGAAGCGCGAAAUAAAGCAAUGGGAGUACAAGUAUGAAGCAAAGAACGGCAAAAUGCCCACCAUCAAUGUUAUAAAGGCGCAACCGGCCGUUUCGGCAAGGUACAAAAAGUAUCACAAGUACAAAAAGAUCUUGGGAAAACUGCAGUCGGGAGCAUUAACCGUCGAGCAAUGGAAGAGUCAGGAACGAGCGCCACAGGAUACGGAGCAGAAUCUUCCGCGUUCGCCUCCUCCUUCGUCGCCUGAAAGCGAGAAGGAGAUCGGACCUACGCCGCAACUCGACGGAAGAGUUUUGGGAAUAUUCGAUAUUGAGAUCAAGGAGUCGCCAACCCGCCAAACGCCCACGAAACAGUCAAAUCCAGUCAUUGAGGUUGCAAGCCCAGACGCGUUCAAGACUCCGACAAAGAAGGUUGAGCGCAAGCUUCUUUUUCAGGAGACACCCCGUCGUGAGCGAACGGCGCUUUUGCAGGAGACUCCCCAAUACCUACGGACAGAGUCGAAUACAUCGAAUGCGAUGUUUUUUGGCAAUCUGACACCAGAGAUAAAGAGUCCCCGAGUUGUGGAUGUGUCUCCGAGCAAAGUUGUCGAGCCUAGUCCGAUUAUUCGUCGGGUCGGCAGGCGUACCUUGUACGAGCUGAAUAACGAAAUUAAGGAGCUGCAGCGACAAAAAAGUCAGGAUGGAGAGGAAUUCACAGAGGAGAUCCAUGAGGAGCCCCCAGACGACGAGACCAAACAGGAAGACGUAAUCAUUCGCAAAAAGACGGCUAAGAGAACCACCAGACGAGUGAAGCUACGCACUCUCGGACCUGAAGACGAGCAGGAUAUGCUGGAAUCCCUUGAUAUCCACGAGGAAAUAAGGAAAUUGCGUCAAAAGAGCGAGACCAAGGCAAUCAGCGAGGAUGAAAGCGUAAGCCAAUCCGAAAGCGAGGAAGAGGAAUAUGUACGCAAGAAGGUGACCAACGAAGACAAAAAGUCCGCAACAGGAAAGCACCCGCUAUCAAACAAUUUUGUGCGCAUGAAGAUACACAGGAAGACCGGCGGACGGUUCAAAAGAAGACGGUAG
This is a messenger RNA of Ogataea angusta, 1098 nucleotides long. RefSeq lists its product as uncharacterized. Lineage: Eukaryota; Fungi; Ascomycota; Pichiomycetes; Pichiales; Pichiaceae. Gene Ontology annotation, molecular function: DNA replication origin binding; single-stranded DNA binding. Gene Ontology annotation, cellular component: DNA replication preinitiation complex. The record is from RefSeq and is a predicted model, not a curated record. The transcript has a single exon. Bases 1 to 1098 code for a protein of 365 amino acids. Gene Ontology annotation, biological process: DNA replication initiation; DNA replication; mitotic DNA replication preinitiation complex assembly.